This is a messenger RNA of Seminavis robusta, 1255 nucleotides long. Lineage: Eukaryota; Bacillariophyta; Bacillariophyceae; Naviculales; Naviculaceae. The record is from the annotation of a GenBank genome assembly.
GCACUGCUUGCAGCCGUGCUGGAUAUUUUAUCUACUACAUGUAGUGAAACUUGUAAUGGAAUGAGCAGAUAGUUAGCUAGUUGUUACUUUUUGCACUUGGUUUUAUGUGAGCAAGCGUCAACCAUCCAGCAUUAGCAUCCUUUGAUCACCACAAAAUGCAUGUUACAAUGGCACGCAUGAAUUGGUCUUCCUUAAGAUGCUUAGUGCUACAGCUGUUGGUGGUAUCUUUCUCUUCCAAAUAUCCAACAACAGCGGCGUCCUCUGACUAUACAAGCACAUAUGUUCGACAAAGACGUCGCCUGAACCCUAAUAACAAUACAACCGCUUGUCCCGUUGUAGACCCUAAUACGUUCAGCAUCAGCCAAGAACUGGCGCAACAAUUCAAGGUGGCCGCCGAGUUAAGCAUACUGGUGAGGUCGAGAUAUCGGGGUGCAUCGAUACCCAGAUCCCUGGCGGAAAGGAACGCUACGAACGCUUCGAUGGAUGGUGGACACUCUCGGACCAAGCCGUGGUGGCCAAGGACAAUGGUGUCUGCUACGCCGUUUACAUGGGCACCGAUCCCUGCAAUCUAUUCGACCAGUUCCAGAACAUUUGGCCCUUCAGCACCUGCGUCCCCAACAGCGACUGCGCGGUCCGAUCGGGAUACUACAACGCCUACUACAACAGCUACUACAAAAAAAUGAGACACGCCGUCACGAGUUGCGUCGAAUCCUGUGGUGCGGGAGUCCAGUGUCCCCUGAUCCUGCACGGCCACAGCCAAGGCGGAAGCAUCGCCACCAUUGCCUCGAUCGAUCUGCGAGAAUACAAUCCCAUCACCAUGACCUUUGGCACGCCCCGAGCCAUCCUCAAGAGCGAUGCUUGCACUCCCUGUAACAUCUUGGACACUUCCCGUCACUACCGGUUCAUCAACACCAUCGACGGUCGCUAUGACGAGCGAGUCAUGAACAACCUGUUUUGCAACUACCGGCAGGUGGGAAACGCCAUUCUAUUGGACAACGACAACUCACCCACCAUUGCCACGGUCGGCCUGGACAACGACCUGAUCCGCAGUCCAACCGACGUGGGGAUCCACGACCAACUCAUCUACACGGAGCGCAUCAACGCCAUCGCCGAUCCGGGCUGCUUCCCCAUUCCCCUCACCAACUGGCCCGCGGGACACUGGUGCAGCGAAGGUGACGAGUGCGCGAGCGGGAACUGUCAAGACCGUCUGGUUUGUGUGUAACCUAGAACUAGAACUAGUUAGUCACUUGCACUA